This is a messenger RNA of Macadamia integrifolia, 3194 nucleotides long. RefSeq names its product acetyl-coenzyme A carboxylase carboxyl transferase subunit alpha, chloroplastic-like. The record is from RefSeq and is a predicted model, not a curated record. The coding region runs from base 473 to 2737 and encodes 754 amino acids. Gene Ontology annotation, biological process: fatty acid biosynthetic process. Gene Ontology annotation, molecular function: acetyl-CoA carboxylase activity; carboxyl- or carbamoyltransferase activity. Lineage: Eukaryota; Viridiplantae; Streptophyta; Magnoliopsida; Proteales; Proteaceae. The transcript is spliced from 12 exons. Gene Ontology annotation, cellular component: acetyl-CoA carboxylase complex.
ACCUGACUCAUCAAUCCUCCUUUAUCCACAAAAAAACAGAACACUUCAACCCUUUCUCCUUUAUCCAUAAAAACACUGGCAGAGUUAGAGAUCCAAUCGGAUUCAGAUCGCUUGAUCGGAUCCAAGUCGAGACGCAGUUGAGAGCCAUACCAACCCUCAACCGCCAAACCGGAAAUUGCACGCUCAUUAAGGCUUCUUGGUUUAGUCAAUGGUCUCUCUCUCCUACCCUCGAACUCCCCGCCCUCGAUUCUUCCGCCUAUUGUCUGACCUUUCUCAAACCUUCUGCUACAGCUGAUUUCUAAUGAUUUUGAACUCCUUUUAGUUAUAAUUGCUCGUAAUUUGAGAAGUUUCGGGUGUUGAUUUCAGGUUUUUGUACUCUGGUGCUAGAUUUUUUCUUUCAAUUAAUCUUAAUUUUGGCUGUCUUGGGUUGUAUUUUUUGGAGGUUUCAGUUCUCAACUUGGGGAACUUGAAAAUGGCGUCUUCGUUUCACUCUCCAGUUACAUUACCUGCAACAAAUGCUUCGGAUCUUUUCCAAAGUUCGAGAAAUGGUGUUAAUGGUGUUCCUUUGAAAGCCCUGGGUAGGUUGCGGUUUGGGUUUGUGAAGAAGGAUUUUACUGUCAAUGCGAAGAUUAGGAAGGUGAAGAAGCAUGAUCGUCCAUGGCCAGAUGAUCCAGAUCCUAAUGUCAAAGGGGGGGUACUUACUCAUCUUUCACAUUUCAAGCCUUCCAAAGAGAGACCCAAGCCAGUUACGUUGGAGUUUGAGAAACCGCUUGUGGAUCUGGAGAAGAAGAUCAUUGAUGUGCGAAAAAUGGCGAAUGAAACUGGUCUGGACUUCAGUGAUCAGAUUCUCUCAUUGGAGAAUAAGUACCAAAAGGCGCUGAAGGACUUAUACACACAUCUGACCCCGAUACAACGUGUGAAUAUUGCUCGUCAUCCAAACAGGCCAACUUUUCUUGACCAUGUGUUUAACAUGACUGACAAGUGGGUUGAACUUCAUGGAGAUCGAGCAGGUUAUGAUGAUCCUGCUGUUGUUACUGGUAUUGGAACCAUAGAUGGUAGAAGCUAUAUGUUCAUGGGACACCAGAAAGGAAGGAAUACUAAAGAAAACAUUAAGCGCAACUUUGGAAUGCCUACUCCACACGGUUACCGGAAGGCUUUACGUAUGAUGUAUUACGCUGAUCACCACGGAUUCCCUAUUAUCACUUUCAUUGACACACCGGGGGCAUUUGCUGACCUUAAAUCGGAGGAACUAGGCCAAGGUGAAGCUAUAGCCCACAAUUUGAGGACCAUGUUCGGUCUGAAGGUUCCAAUUGUCUCUGUUGUUAUUGGAGAAGGUGGUUCUGGUGGUGCUUUGGCCAUAGGCUGUGCGAAUAAAUUACUAAUGCUUGAAAAUGCAGUUUUCUAUGUUGCCAGCCCUGAAGCUUGUGCGGCGAUCUUGUGGAAGAGUGCCAAAGCUUCUCCAAAGGCUGCGGAGAAGCUGAGGAUAACUUCUACCGAGUUGUGCAAGCUGAAAAUUGCAGAUGGCGUCAUUCCAGAACCUAUCGGUGGCGCACAUGCAGAUCCUUAUUGGACCUCACAACAAAUAAAAAUUGCAGUUGUUGAAGCAAUGGAUGAGCUCCUUACAAUGGACACGCCAGAACUGUUAAACCAUCGGAUGCUUAAAUUCCGUAGUAUUGGUGGAUUUCAAGAAAAAAUCCCAGUUCUGCCUGAGAAAAAAGUCAACAUGAAAAAGAAAGAUGUUCAAAAGGUAGAGAGUCGAGGAACUCCCGACCUUGAAUUGGCGGCUGAGGUUGAGAGGCUUAAACAUGAAAUUCUGAAAUCCAAUGGGUCAUCUACCAAACCUUCAGAGUUGGAUUUAAAUGAGAUGAUACUAAAACUGCAAAGGGAGGUUAACCAGGAAUUUUCUGAGGCAGUUAGAGCCCUGGGUUUAAGAGGCAGGCUUGAGACUAUACGGGAUGAGCUUACAAAAGCUAGAAGUUCGUCCAACCAACUUAUUGAUAUAGGUCUGAAGGACAAGAUAGAAAAGCUUAAGAAGGAGUUCAACCAGAGCUUAUUACAGGCCCCAAAUUAUGCUAGCUUGAGAACCAAGCUUGAUAUGCUGAAGGAACUAUCUGAGGCCGAGAAACUCUCCAAGAAGAGUGAUAAAAAAAUAGCAUUGAAGCAGGAAAUAAAUAAGAGAUUCAAAGAGGUCAUGGAUCAGUCAGAUGUAGAAAAGAAGAUUGAGGCACUUAAAAAUGAUAUGGUUAAUGCUGGUUUGUCCCCUGACAAGAAUCUAGAUGAUGAACUGAAGGAGAAAAUCGUGAAGGUGAAAAAGGAGAUAGAAUUGGAAUUGUCUGAUGUCCUCAAGUCCAUGAAGCUUGAUGUACUUGCUGUGCGAUCAAAAGCUAAAGACUCCAUUGAGCAAAAAUCAUUCUUGGAUUUACGGGUCAAAGUAGAUGAAUUCAAUGAAGAGAUAAGCAAAACCAUUGAAGAUGCUAUAAAUUCAUCAGAUCUAAAGAAUAAGAUAGAAAUGCUGAAGCUUUUGGUUGCAAUGGCUGGAAAGACACCUGACAUGGAGUUAAAAAAUAAGAUUGAGGCUCUAAAUGAACAAAUAAAGCACAGCCUUGCAGAGGCUAUAAGCUCCUCACAAUUGUUAGAAAAGCAUGAAAAGCUGAAGGCAGAGAUUGCAAAAUCCAUUGAAUCUAGAGGACUUGAUGGAAGUUUGAGCGAGGGACCCCUAAAUCACUCCUUUGCAUAAUUCUCAGGGGUUGUCCUUUGCUUUUGAAUGAUGAACAAAAUAGCAAAUGGUGGUUGGUAAACCAGUGAUUCUGCAAUAGUUGUUCCAAACCUGAGCUCCUGCCUUCCCAGCACCUUUUUGGGUGUCCAGCUUCCUCCCAGAUUCCGUCAAGGUUCUAUUUCAAAUAGGAACAACGAGAAGUGGCGUGGAAUUAAAAUUGGUUUUUCUGGGCUGGAUCUUCUAUUAUAGAUGUUCAAAUUAUUUGAUCAGUUUUGGUACCUUCUCUCUCUCUCUCUCUCUCUCUCUCUCUCUCUCUAUAUAUAUAUAUAUAUAUAUAUAAUUUUUUCUUUUGGGUUGGGGGUCGUGGUGAUAAGAAAAUUAUCUUGAUAGGGAAAUAAUUUAGUGCACAGGUGACAGGACUGGACUCUUCAGUUUUUUUCUUGGAAUAAGAAGGUUAUAUAAUAUUUUAAACUCCUCC